Micromonas pusilla CCMP1545 is the source of this 555-nucleotide messenger RNA. RefSeq lists its product as uncharacterized. Bases 1 to 555 code for a protein of 184 amino acids. The record is from RefSeq and is a predicted model, not a curated record. Lineage: Eukaryota; Viridiplantae; Chlorophyta; Mamiellophyceae; Mamiellales; Mamiellaceae. The transcript has a single exon.
AUGCGCGCGACCGCGCUCGUCCUCGCCGCGCUCGUCGCCGCGGCCGCGUGCGUCUCCGGCGCGAACGCCGCGCCAGACGACGCGUCAACACGCUGGGGCAACACGCACCACGACAGCAAGCUGUUCGACAAGGACGGCGACGUCGCGUCCGCGCGCAUCGCGUACGCGGACGCCGCGCGCGGCUACGCGCGCGCGAAGCACGACGCCGCGAUGUCGCGCGUCGACGCCGCGCACGAGCACUUCAAGUCCGCGAUGACCGCCGCGCUCGCCGCGCUCGGCGACGCCGCGGCGGCGUGGCACGCGCACGCGACGGAAACGCGCGAGGCUCUCGCGGAACACGCGAGAGACUCGGUCGAGAAGACCAAGGCGCACGUCGACGACGCGCGCGAAAAGAUGCGUUCGCACGUCGACGACGCGCACGACGCGCACAGAGCGCGCGCGGCGAAGGUCGCGGACGCCGCGAGCGAGCACGUCGCGAAGUGGACGGGGAAGGACGACGCGGAUAACAGGCGCGUUCUAUACACUGGUCCCCAUACGACCGCGUUCGCGUGGUGA